UUGAAUCAGACGUCUCUAGGAACGAACCGUCCGCUGUCAGACCGGUGUGGAGGAGAGAGAAAUGAGAUCAGGCUGUGGACCCGUCCAUGGAAGAGGCCAGCGAUGAGGGGCUUUUACUCCAAGCUGGACUCCUCAUCUCCUCUGAACCUGGCCGUGGAGACGGAGAAAGCUCAGGCCCUGCUCCAGACCUUCAGCACUGCCUCUCUGUUAGCCAGCGCGGGCCUGGGAGCGUUCUGCUUCCUCGUCGACCCCUUUCUGACGCUCCCCUUCAUCCAGCACCUGUGGCUCAGGGCUGUGCUCGAUAACGCCGUCCACGGCAUCAUCGGACUCUGGUCAUGGGCCAUCGUCAUCGGUUUGAGGAAGAAAAGUGACUUCUAUGAAGUCGUCUUGGCCGGGUUUCUGGCUUCUAUCAUUGACCUGGACCACUUUUUCACGGCUGGAUCAUUGUCACUCAGAGCCGCUGUGAAUCUGCCGCACAGGCCUCCGCUGCACUGCUCCACCCUGAUCCCAGCGCUCUGCUUCUCCCUGCGCCUCCUCAUGUGGGCCUGCCGGCUCAAGGACUCCUGGUGCUCGCUGCCCUGGAUGCUGUUCAUCUCGCUGGCGUCGCACCACGUCCGCGACGGCGUUCGGCACGGCCUCUGGGUGUGUCCGUUUGGAAACACGGCACCCAUCUCUUACUGGCUGUACGUCACCAUCACAGCCACUCUCCCUCACCUGUGCUCGGUGCUCAUGUAUCUGACCGGCACCAGAGACAUGAUCUCCACCAAACACGGAGUCGCCAUCGACGUCUGAAAAACACUGGUUUGUUUAUUUUAUUCCUCUUCGCCUCGUCGCCAUUCCAGCGUAACUCGUCCUUCUUCCCCCGAGAGAUGUUUGAUACUUUCCACUACUGUGGUCAUUCAGGUAUCGGUGUGAAAUCAGGUUGUAUUCACUGUGAAGACUGUGAGUAUUUUAAUAUGAAUGAUUCAGAUUAGGGUUGGGCGAUUAAAAAAAAAAAAAAAAAAUCUAUUUUGCAACCUUUUUGUACAAUAUGCUGUAUAUAUUUGAUAUAUUAAUCCAUUACAGAGCAAAAAGAGUAAUAAUAGUAGAAUUUCAAUAUUUGCUGAUUUGGAUUCUCAGUGCUGGCUUGUAGAUGCUAUUUAAUUAUUCUGAAUAUCUAAUAAUCUAUUAAUAUGCAUCAAAUUAACAAUGUAAAGUAAUAAACAGCAUUAACCUGCCUUUAUUCAAGCUCCACACAAAGAUGUCGAUGAGCAGUUUCAAUGAACAAAAAAAAAAAAAACAUGCUAAUUUAUAGUUGUGAAUUAACCCACAUUAGCAAAAUUUUGGGGGGCAAAAAAAAAGUCAGUUGUCAGUAGUGUCGCGAUGCAGCUCAGUUAUCGCGGAAGAGUCACAUGACCUACCAUUCCUAUUAAAAUGACUGGAGUUCACUCAUGAAAAUGUGUGCAGCUGCGAUCAAUGUGACCGAAUCUUCAUGCUGUUGUUGCUACUGAAAUGACAAUUUAAAAUGUUAUUAGAAAAUGUUUUUAUAUAUAUAUAAAUGCUUGCAGAUUGUGAAACUGUUAAAGUAACUUAACAGCUCAAUAAAAGUGCUUUUAAAUCUAGUUCUAAAUGGAUGUUGGAUCUUAUCGCCCAGCCCUGGUUUAGAUGGUCUGGAAUCACUCUUACUAACCCUACUUCAGCUUCAGCGAUGUGGUGGCAUAUUUAGCUUAUAGUUGUCUGAUCAAACAGUGCUAAGGAAGGAAGCCGCAGACACAAGGUUGUGUCAUGACGUGUGGUGUGUCCAGGAAUAGGCUUUGAGAAUGGAUGUGUUUGUGAGAGAUCACUGAAGGGAAACUGAAAGGACGGUUUUCUCUCUGUAGGGUAUUUAGGCAGCAGAAAACACUGGUAGACCUAGUUUAACUCGGAGAAGUCUUAUUAUAAACCUUUUAAAAUGGAAAACGGAGAUGCUUUUUAUUGUUACUUAAUAUUAUUGCUGCCUUUUAAGCCACAGGCUUUGGAAUAAUUGUUAAUAUGACUUGCUGACUCAGCUGUUUGGACUCUCACUCUGACGGCACCCAUUCACUGCAGAGGAUCCACUGGUGAGACACUGAUGCAGUGCUACAUUUCUCCAAAUCUGUUCAGAGGAAGAAACUAUUUACAUCUUGGAUGGCCUGAGGCUGAGGACAUUUUCACCCAUUUUUGGGUGAACUGCUCUUCCUUAUAUAUAUAUAUAAGACUAAAUACUUACUUUGGCUUUUUUCCAGGUCUAAUUAAAUCAGAUAUUGUUCAAUAUUAGUGUUUACAGUACAAUGUGUAGUUGAUUUAGCAUUGUGUAUGUACUUAUUUCUUUAUUUUAUUCAGUAUCGUACAGGGAUAAUACUCUCCUCAAAAAUGUUGUAUUUUCAUUUAUGUUGUCUAGAAUCACUGUUUCAGAAAUGUUUGUUAAAUGCUUAAAUGGGCACAAUUUAAAUUCCAUUUAUAAACGCUGAAAACAUUUUAAUAUUGUUCUGUGUUUUCAAACUUUUGACUUGUGGUGCAUAAUUAUUAUUAUAUUUAUUUAUUUUUGGUCAAGCUCCGAGUUUAAACUGCAUCAGGAAGCCAUGAAUUACAGCAGUGGAAACUUGUGUGUACUGAUACGCUUAUUUUGAGAAGAAGUGAUAGAAUUGUGCAUUUAUUAAUUAUUUAUGGUAAUAAGGGAAUGUUCUGUAUCCGUGGUUAAAUCAGUUGUAGAGGCCUUCUCAGACCUGCAGAGGGAGCUGUAGACCAACUCCAGCCAUGGCCCUGGCCUUCACUGAUUCUUCUCGUUUGUUGUUAAUUAUGUACUGUUGUAAAUAUUGAUUUUGUUUAUAUGCUUUUUUUUUGCACAUGAUUUCGAUUUGUCAAUAAUGUGGUGUUGAUGCAUAGUCCAGAAAUGACUGAAAGCGUUAUUUAUUUCUGCAAACUGUCACCAGUCCCACUAAAGCUGCAGAUGCACACUUCU
Messenger RNA from Carassius gibelio (silver crucian carp), 2959 nucleotides. RefSeq names its product transmembrane protein 267. NCBI's taxonomy places the organism in Eukaryota, Metazoa, Chordata, Actinopteri, Cypriniformes, Cyprinidae. Bases 103 to 792 code for a protein of 229 amino acids. The transcript is spliced from 3 exons. The record is from RefSeq and is a predicted model, not a curated record.